Messenger RNA from Pogonomyrmex barbatus (red harvester ant), 3634 nucleotides. RefSeq names its product unc-45 myosin chaperone (gene unc-45). The record is from RefSeq and is a predicted model, not a curated record. Gene Ontology annotation, molecular function: Hsp90 protein binding. Lineage: Eukaryota; Metazoa; Arthropoda; Insecta; Hymenoptera; Formicidae. Gene Ontology annotation, cellular component: cytoplasm.
GUAGCGCUCGUUGAGGGUCCCCUAACCUCAAACAUAAGAAUUUUGAUGUCUCCGAGUCUAAAAAUGUCAAUCAAAUCAGAUUAAUCUUCACACAAAUUAAUUUCUCGUGAACCUCAAAUAAAUCACAAAUUCCUUUCGGAUAAGUUUUUCUCGGGAAAUUCAAAUUCCUCCACGUGUGAGGAGAGGUUAAAAAAAGUCGUGAUGGAGGAGGAGGAGCAAAAGAGUGUAAAUGAUUCUCGAUUCUUGCGAUAAAGAAUACAUGAUCACGUCUUCCGUUAAAAACGAAAUAAAAUAUUUGCAUGUAGCAUCGCAAAUUAUUAACGUUAUUAUCGUUACUCUCGAACAUUCAAUCGAUGAUAUAAUUGAAUUACAGCUGACAGGUCGAAAGUAUUGUGGCUAUAAUUAAACCCAAUGUUCCUAUAUAUGUCGAACACGUCUCGUCUAAAAUAAAUCUUCGCGAAUGUCGCGACGUCUAGAUAGUUCCAUCAUUUCCAAUACGAUAUAAAAGCGGCUGCCAAAUAUUAUAUUAAGAAUGAAUACAAGCUGAAUUUCAAAUUUCAGUCGCAUAAAGCCCGAGAAAAUCGAAUUGCUCGCUGUGCGUUUGAAAACUUGCUAAGUUGAUCAAUUACCAUUUGUCAUCAAACGGAAGAGUUAUUUUAUUAUGACGAAGUCAGAUAUAACUGCACUGCAAUGGAAGGAGAAGGGUAAUGAAGAAUUUAAUAAAGGCAAUUGGUCAGAAGCCUUGAGUCACUAUACAAACGCACUAAAACUGGUAAAAGACGAUAAUCCUGAAAAAGCAAUAUACUAUAAAAAUCGAGCUGCUGCCUAUUUGAAAUUACGAGAUUAUGAAAAGGUGAUCAAGGACUGCGAUAAUGCAUUAAAAAUAUGCUGUAACGAUCCCAAGGCAUUGUUUCGUAGAUGUCAAGCAUUCGAAGCAUUAGAAAGAUUUGAGGAGGCAUAUCGGGAUGCAAGAAAUAUCAUUUUAUCUGAUCCUAACAACAAAGCUAUUCAGCCCAUAAUAACACGCCUGCAUGAGAUUGUUCAAGAACGUCACAAAGAAAAUUCACGUAUUAGUGUUAAGGUAUCACAAAUGCUGGAUCUGGCCUUUAAUAUGAGCGCGGAUCAGGAAAAACGCGAAACCGCUAUGAAUAAUUUACUUGUGCUCGCACGUGAGAGAGCUGGUGCCGAAGAAAUCUUCAAAGAAGGAGGCGUAUCCAGAAUAACGAAAUUUGUGAAGUUCGAGAAGAAUGAGGAAGUGAUUUGUAGUGCGAUUCGUAUUAUAGGCGAAUUAUGCAAAAAUAAUAUUAAUCGAACUGAAUCUAUCAUAAAAGACAUCGGUUUACCCUGGUAUUUAGAAAUGAUGAACAGUAAGCUUGCAGAGAGAGUUAACGCAUCUCAGCAUUGUUUGCAGAUUGUAUUGAACACUUACAGCGGUAUGGACAAUAAACCCGACUCGAAACCUGAUAAGGCUAUGUGUGAAGCGCAUAAAAAGGAAAUAGACACAAUUCUGUCAUGUCUGUUGUAUAGCAUAACGAAUAGAACAAUAACAGGCCUUGCAAGAGAUGCAAUAAUAGAACUUAUUAUGCGAAAUAUUCAUUAUACUGCGUUAGACUGGGCCGAAAGAUUAGUCGAGCUUCGCGGUUUGCAAAGACUGAUGGAAGUUGCUAGUGAAAUGGAGGAAUACAAAUAUGAAUCCUCAAUGGAUAUCACGUCUUCCACGCGAACUAUAACCAGUGUAUGUUUAGCUAGAAUAUAUGAAAAUAUGUAUUAUGAUGCCGCCAAAGAAAAAUUUAAUAAUGCCAUUGACGAAUUUAUCAAAGAUAAAUUACUUUCGCCUGACAUAGAAUCCAAGGUGCGUGUAGUAGUUGCAAUAACUACGUUAUUAUUGGGUCCGCUGGAUGUCGGAAAUGCAGUUGUCGCUAAAGAAGGAAUUCUGGAAAUGAUACUUGUAAUGGCGGGAACGGAUGAUGUAUUGCAGCAAAAAGUGGCUUGCGAAUGUAUCGUUGCUGCUGCAACUAAGAAAGACAAGGCCAAUGCGAUCAUAAAUCAAGGUGUAAAUAUAUUGAAGAAACUUUAUCAAUCUAAAAAUGACUCGAUUCGGGUUCGAGCAUUAGUAGGAUUGUGCAAAUUGGGCAGUUCCGGAGGUACAGAUGCAACUAUCAGACCGUUUGCAGAUGGAGCGACGAAAAAAUUGGCUGAGGCAUGCAGACGAUUUUUAAUUAAUCCUAAGAAGGAAAAAGACAUGAGAAAAUGGGCUGUGGAAGGUUUAUCAUAUCUCACUUUCGACGCCGAAGUCAAAGAGAAAUUGAUCGAGGAUCAGGAAGCCGUUCAAGCGAUGAUUGAGCUUGCUAAGACGGGCGAUCAGUCGGUUCUUUAUGGUGUAGUCACGACAUUGGUAAAUCUGUGCAAUGCUUAUGAUAAGCAAGAACUCAUACCCGAGAUGAUAGAAUUGGCAAAAUUCGCCAAACAUCAUAUUCCCGAAGAACAUGAAUUGGAUGACGUCGAUUUCGUAAAUAAAAGAUUAUGUACGUUAGCGAAGGCCGGUGUGACCAGCGCUUUGGUCAGCCUUGCCAAAACGGAUAGCCAAAACAGUAAGGAAUUGAUAGCUCGUGUUUUCAACGCGAUAUGCAGUCAACAGGAGGUGAGAGGAAUAGUCGUCCAACAAGGUGGCACGAAGGCACUGCUGCCGUUAGCGUUGGAUGGUACAGAUAAGGGAAAGAAGCAAGCCUCGCAAGCCUUGGCCCGUCUGGGAAUCACGAUAAAUCCAGAAGUCGCGUUUCCCGGUCAAAGAAUCAUGGAGGUAGUUCGACCAUUCAUAAAUCUCCUGAAUCCAGAAUGUUCUGCUCUCGAGAACUUCGAGAGUCUAAUGGCUCUGUGCAAUCUAGCUGGCGUUAGCGACAGUGUGCGAAAACGUAUAUUAAAGGAGGGAGGAUUUCAAAAGAUCGAAGCUUACAUGUAUGAAGAUCAUGACAUGCUGAGACGCGCAGCCACUCAAGUUAUAAAUAAUCUGGUAAUGUGCGAGGAGGUGGUUCAAUAUUUCGAGAAGGAAAAUGAUCGAGUCAAAUAUCUCGUGAUACUCUGUGAGGAUGAAGAUCAGGAUACUAGCAUGGCAGCGGCUGGAACUCUAGCGAUGCUGACGUCGGCUAGCAAAAAGGCUUGUGAGAAAAUUUUCGACUCGAAAGAUUGGCUGGAAUCUUUGCACUUCUUACUCGCUAAUCCGAACAGCGAUAUACAACAUCGAGGUAUCGUGAUCGUGCUAAAUAUGAUGAAAAGCACGAAGGACGUUGCUGCGAAACUCAUCGAAACGGACAUAAUGGAACUACUAAUGGCGUUGAGUAAAAACGAUACCGUGGAAAACAAAAAGAUCAAGGAAUUGGCAUCCACUGCUUUAGAAGCUGCCGCAGAAUGGAAGUUAAUCAAGAAAAACAUCGAACAAAAUGAAUCGUCAGAAAAUGAUCAAUCUGUAAAUUAUUCAACAGGAUGUCAUGUGAAAGAUAUUCGAAAUGUGCUGUACAAAAUAUGAUAAAAAAACUUAAAAGUGUGAUAAAUAAUAAGACUCAAAAUUUUAAUUCGAAAACGAUUGACAUGAUAAUAAAACCAAGUGUAUAUUUACACUGGAAAUAUAAUUAUUAUA